AUGCGAUUGUUUCUUGUGUACACUUCAUCAAUGCUAUACUUAAUUGUAUUAUGUCUGCCAUGUUGCCACCCUCUACGCUUAUUUGACCCAAGUUUCGGAGAACAAAUGCAUCAUCACUUCCUCACACCAAAGGAAUUCAAGGACGGAAGCAAAAAUGGCACAAAUACAUAUUUUCUUAAGCUAUGCGAAGCUCGCGAUCUACCCGAAGAUUUCCCAUUGUUUCUCUGUCCUUUGAUGUUUCUUUUGAGUGCAUACAACGAUAAAGGAUACGAAAAGCUUUACAAUGACACGGCAUCAGCUAUAACUGCAAUAAAAGAUCCUAAGAAUCAUCCAUGCGCAAAAGAAGACAAGUCUUGCGUCAUUGUAUUUCUUCCUUUCGAUCGUAUUCUUUUCGGCUGCUCUAAAAUUGAUAAGAUUCCGAAGAAUUGGAGGCUGGGCGACUUUCGAUAUAUUUAUGUUGUUCAACAUAAUUUCUCAGAAGCAGAACCUUGCAUUUACGACGAGCAUGGGAAGGAAGUCUGCACACUAGAUACAACAUUUGUAAACACUACCAUAUUGAUAGAAGAACACAAAUGUUGUUGUAGAUCUGGUUACUGUGCUGUGAUGCUUUACGAUCAGGGAAAUCUAGUUCUGCCUUUGUUGAAGACCGUAGUUGAUCUUGAAGAAGUGGUUCCACAUCAUGAAAGCAAAAUUGUCUUCAAAAACCUCAAGUUGAAUGUCAAAGGCAAGAAGGAUGAGAACAAAAUAACUCUGAAAAAGAAGAAAACUGACAAAUUCACGACAAAAGCCUUGGGAUCGCCAAAAAAGCGUAGCAAGAGAAGGCCUUCUCCGUGUUGCGGAGAUCCACCAAGGAAUCUUGAUGUGCUCUUUGUAAUGCCAGUUUUUGUCAUUCUUUUCUGUGUUUUUUGUGCCGCAGGAAUUUCGAACAUGUGUGGUGAUCAAACGAUAGAUGAACUGCAUGCGUCUGGUAUAGACGUCAUUCGGUCCGAGGAAGGAAGAGUCAGAGAAACACCCCGUUCUCAUGCGUAUUGAAACUACUACAUUGUUAUUACUGCGUUUUCUUCUUAGCUUCAUUUAAAUGUGUUGUAUGAUAUUUUGGGUAAUAAAAUUUUUUUGAGAGAAA
This is a messenger RNA of Cylicocyclus nassatus, 1123 nucleotides long. Lineage: Eukaryota; Metazoa; Nematoda; Chromadorea; Rhabditida; Strongylidae. The record is from the annotation of a GenBank genome assembly.